This is a messenger RNA of Gekko japonicus, 583 nucleotides long. RefSeq names its product kynureninase-like. NCBI's taxonomy places the organism in Eukaryota, Metazoa, Chordata, Lepidosauria, Squamata, Gekkonidae. Gene Ontology annotation, cellular component: cytoplasm. The record is from RefSeq and is a predicted model, not a curated record. Gene Ontology annotation, molecular function: kynureninase activity; pyridoxal phosphate binding. The transcript has 4 exons. Gene Ontology annotation, biological process: NAD+ biosynthetic process. The annotation marks the transcript as partial.
AUGAAGUUCACUGGGGAUAAUCCAACCAUCCUCCAAGCAGCCUUCAUCCAGCCUAAAGUGCCUUCCUCCAUCUUAAGCAACUAUUCCUCCAAUGGAAAAACCACUAAAGUUGGACCAAGUCUUCUUAGAUUGGAGGAAGAUUUCAAACCUGAGCCAAAACGUUGCUCAGUGAAGUUAUCGGAUAGGGAGUGGGAAAUGAAUAACUUGGAAAUGGAUCUGUCUUCUAAUGGCUCACCAGUAACCAUUAUAGAAAACAUUGCCUCGCAGCUAGUGUGUAGCCCAGUGGAUAAGAAAGUUGCUUUGCGGAUGGAUGAAGAAGAUGAGCUCAGACACUUCCAUGAAUAUUUCCACAUUCCCAAAGCGAAGGAUCUGCCUCCAACUAAUUCAGCUUUAGUGAAUGAGGAUGAAAACUGCAUCUACUUUGCUGGUAAUUCUCUUGGACUUCAGCCAAAGAAAAUUAAAACCUACUUGGAUGAAGAACUUGACAAGUGGGCUAAAAUGGGUGUCUACGGUCAUACGAAUGGUGAGCGUCCUUGGAUUUUUGGAGAUGAGUGCAUUGUCAAAUUUAUGGCUGAUAUUGUCG